Molecule: messenger RNA, 1122 nt
Organism: Haliotis rubra (blacklip abalone)
Lineage: Eukaryota; Metazoa; Mollusca; Gastropoda; Lepetellida; Haliotidae
Exons: 7
Coding region: 146-1072 (308 amino acids)
Source: RefSeq, a predicted model, not a curated record
CAUCUCAGGUGAGGUUUGCAAUUGUUCAUAAGGAUCGAUGUGUGUGGUAUAGGCGUGGAGCUCAAGAAAUCCUGGAUGCACAUUAAUAAUUAGCUGAGCUGUCCCACGUCAGUUUACGAUUCAUGGUUUUUAAUACUCAUUCACCAUGAAGGUCCUCGUCUUCGUUGCUGUUGCCUGUCUGCUGUCUGGAGCCAAUGGAGCUGGCUUUCUUGACACCCUCAAGGGUCUUGGGACUAGCAUCGGUGACCUCUUCAAAAACCUCUUCAACGAUCUGAAGACUCCACUAGCAAACGUUACCAACGCCUUAGUGGAAAGCCUGAAGACUGCGGGUACACAGCUGCUAGCCACUGGAGCUCAGAGUCUCCUAGGCUCGCUCGCUAAUGUCGGCAAAAGGGAAGUGAGCCUCUUGACUGGAGUCAGCAAGUUCGUCACUGAGGGCAAGUCUGUCGUCGCCAAGCUGUCCGAGACCCUCGGGUCCCUGUACCACUCCGCCAUGACCUCCCUCACCAACAUCGCCCAGAGAAUCUCCAGCAUGGACUUCCUCAAGGAGCCCCUCGACAAGAUCCUGUCUGAGAUCAAGAACGUCGUCAAUCUUCACGACCUUUUCCAGAAUUCCCUUUUGGAGACCCUCAUUAAGAACCCAGGACAGUUCCUCAUUAAGGCUGCCGAGGGUCUUAUCAGCAAACUUGGCAACAAGAGAUCUGCCCUGACCGACACCCUUUCCUCUGUUGGACAGCAGUUCGCCUCCCUCUUCAAGCCAGUUGUUGAUGCCGUCAAGCAGCACGUCUCGACCCUUGGCUCCACUCUCUCCUCCACCGCCACCGCUCUCUUCGGAGCUGUCAAGCCAACCCUUGACCAACUGAGCACCCAGCUCUCCGGACAUGUCCAGGCCCUGAAGGACAGCGCCACUGAGCUUCUCGGACACGGACAGAAUGCCCUGAAGGCUCUCUCUGCUGCUGCUGGAGACAUCAUGACCCAGACCAUGGGAAACAUGAAGCCCACUCUCCAGAAGAUCGUCGACACCGGCAAGGAUGCCGUCAAGACUAUCACCAACACCCUCGGCUCCAACUAAAUGCUUCGACUGUAUGCAUUAAAAACAAAUAAAACAAACAAAAUUUGAUA